AUGCGUUGGUCCCUCGUUUUAACCGCCUCGGCGGCUUCUGCGUCUAUUUUACGCAGGUCGACCUUUGGCGAUAGUAUAAACCUUCCAGCCGAGGCGUUCCCCAAAUUCGAGGUUGUGUCCCUCGAGGACGCCAAGGCGGGAAAGGAUCGGGCGAUUCAAGGCCUCCCGGAUCCUGAUAAUGCCACCGACACCACAGAAGCCACCGCCGUGACGCACGGCUUUUCCGUCAUGGCCGCCACCGCGUCAACGGCCAACGCUGCCGCCUGUAGCGCCGACCCCAACAUCCGCUUCGAGUGGAAGCAAUAUUCGGAUUCGGAUCGUCUCGCCUUCGUCAAGGCCGUCAAGUGCCUGAUGAACAAGCCCCCUUCCGGCAACUUCGCCCCGGCUAAGAGCCGAUAUGAAGACUUUGUCCGCAUCCACCAGGACUACAUGAACAACGUGCACAACAACGCCAAGUUCCUCAUCUGGCACAGAUAUUACCUGUGGACAUUCGAGCAAGUCCUCCGUACCGAGUGUGGGUUCGACCGCGCCAUGGUCUGGUGGGAUGAGACUCUCGAUGCCGGAAAGUUUGGCCAGUCCGACAUGUUCACCAACAAGGCCUACUUCGGUAGCCUGCCGGCCAGCAGCAGCCCGCAGUGCGUCACCGACGGCGAGUUCGCCGGCCUCAUUGCCAACAUCGGCCCCGGCAGCACCAGCUCACCCCACUGCUUGUCGCGUCAGUUGACGGAGAGCAACACGGCUCAGUGCAGCACAGACUUCAUCAACUACUGCAACCAGCGAACCAGCUAUGCGGACUACGAGAGCUGUCUCGAGUACGGUCCCCACGGCUACGGACACAACGGCAUCGGAGGUACCAUGGCGGACGUCUGGGCCAGCCCGAGUGACCCCAUCUUCUGGAUGCACCACUCGUUCAUCGACCACAGCUGGAGGAUAUGGCAGAACGCCGACGCCUCCCGCAUCGAGAGCAUUAACGGUAACGAUGCUGCCGGAAAUGCCCUGACCUUGGACACCAUGGUUUACAUGGGCGGAAUCCGCCCCGACGUUCGCGUCAGGGACAUUAUCAACACCCUGGGCGGAGUCCAAAUUGGUAGCGAGACAUUCUGUUACCGCUACACAUACUAA
Molecule: messenger RNA, 1122 nt
Organism: Truncatella angustata
Lineage: Eukaryota; Fungi; Ascomycota; Sordariomycetes; Amphisphaeriales; Sporocadaceae
Exons: 1
Coding region: 1-1122 (373 amino acids)
Molecular function (GO): oxidoreductase activity
Source: RefSeq, a predicted model, not a curated record